AAACAAAACAACUCUCCUAAAGUCGGGCAAUACGCAUCUUUCCGUGGUAAGAGACAAAACAGACGAUAAGAACCCGUAUUAGAUAUCAAGCAAGUAAUAAACUUCGUAAACUCCUGGCUAUUAUACUAUGUACUAUCCACAAAAUGAUGGCUGGAUUAUCAGACGGACUAUCAAACGCGUCACAACUUCCGAGAAUGACAAGCCCAAAAGUGCGAUCCUCAUGCGACUCGGGUGGAUCAGCUAAGGUCAGAUGUGAUCGCUGCCGGCCCAGAUGUCGUCGUUGCGUUACCCUCGGUAUCGAUUGUAUAUACGGCAUCUCACGCAAACUCGGCAGAGCACCGAGAAGGAGGCUAUCUGCAAGAGCCAAUUCCGGAACUACAAUCAGAACAUCCACAGAAGCGCAGAGAUUGUGGCCCGACACUAAUCCAGAGAGCUUUAUAAAUCUAGCUUUCGAGGAACCAAGACAAGUACAUGAGACAUUGCCACCCGAAAGCAACACUGACGUCCCAUUAUCAAGCACUUAUAACCACGACCAGCUGGAUGGGUUACAUUUAUCAAGCCCUAUAGAUAUUGAGCAGUGGCCUCAGUUUGACUUCUUAGAUGUUGGUACUCGAAUUCACGGGGUCCAAGAUACCCGUGGGUCUCAUAGCUGCGCCCGGGAGUCAUAUGAGAUUUUCGCAGAUCUGAUCUGCCCUGCUCCGGAUCUUCAUGCCCCUAAUACUAACUCGGAUACUGUAACGGCCCGGCUGGAUCAGGUACUUCACUUCAAUAGGAAAGCAAUCGACCGACUCAGUGGCCUUUUAGAGUGCUCUUGCGCCAAGUCUGGCCAUAGAGUUAUGGUUCAUGCAUCAAUCAUUUCUCGGAUUUUAAUAUGGUAUCAGCAGGCCGCUGGAUGGCCAUCCCCUUCAACCCCUUCAUCCUCGGGGUCCGACGAAGCGGCAGACGCUCGUUCCCCUAACUUGCGAAUAUUGCCCCGAACCACAGGCUUCAUCGUUACUGACGUACCGGCUACGUUAGGAACAUUUGGCAUUGAAGACCAGAAAAUGCAAGCUUCAAUCAGAAACCACCUAGUUUUAAGCGAGCUAAACAAGAUGUCAGCCCUCAUUGAUCUUUUUAGUUCACAUUUCUCGGACGAGUCGUCAGUUGCUGGCGCCGGUAGCCUCUAUACAUACAUCGCAGCGUGGCUUCGGAACGAGUAUGAUAAGACCAUGAGAGAUCUGAGAGCUGAACGUACAGCUCUAAAUGAUAUUUCAGAUAUCUGAUUUGACGAAACAAUACGUAUAUCUAUUAAAUUUUAUUCGCCUUCAAAGUGUACCUUCAUCCUUCUAGGAUUGUUAAAUUUUAGUACUUGUAUCAUCUUGCUCUUCACGACGACAUGUCCUCUAGGUUCAUGUAUAGUUAGCCUUGCGCGAACACUUAUUUUAUCCUCUUGUUUUAAACCGAAUCGCCACCUUAAGGAAUAGUCCCUCUAGAACUUCGGGUUCCAAAGGUUGAACCCUAUUGGUCAAUUCAAUCCCGUUAAGGAAAUGCCCGAAAACGCCACGGGAUACUCGAAAGCGCCAUAAAU
Messenger RNA from Daldinia decipiens, 1567 nucleotides. RefSeq lists its product as uncharacterized. Gene Ontology annotation, biological process: regulation of DNA-templated transcription; aflatoxin biosynthetic process. The transcript has a single exon. Gene Ontology annotation, cellular component: nucleus. Lineage: Eukaryota; Fungi; Ascomycota; Sordariomycetes; Xylariales; Hypoxylaceae. Bases 144 to 1262 code for a protein of 372 amino acids. The record is from RefSeq and is a predicted model, not a curated record. Gene Ontology annotation, molecular function: DNA-binding transcription factor activity, RNA polymerase II-specific; zinc ion binding; DNA binding.